Hipposideros armiger (great roundleaf bat) is the source of this 2719-nucleotide messenger RNA. It is a transcript of the gene ANKS3, whose product is annotated as ankyrin repeat and sterile alpha motif domain containing 3. NCBI's taxonomy places the organism in Eukaryota, Metazoa, Chordata, Mammalia, Chiroptera, Hipposideridae. The transcript is spliced from 16 exons. The record is from RefSeq and is a predicted model, not a curated record. Bases 279 to 2261 code for a protein of 660 amino acids. Gene Ontology annotation, cellular component: cilium. Gene Ontology annotation, molecular function: protein binding.
GUCCGGGUGCGGGACGGACGAAUUCCUCAGUACCGGGAGCUGCCCCGCGGACCCGCGAGCGUCCCGGCGUGCUCCGCGCCUCCCGCAACCACUUCCGGGGCGGGAGCGGGGCCUCAGGGUCCAGGCGCUUCGAAGGCGGGCGCUGAGGGGACCGGGAAGGGCGCGGUGGAGAGCGGGCCCCGCGGAGGCAGCGCGGCGACGGCGGCCCGAGGGCGGCUCGGGGCCCGAGGCACAGUGCAGGAAGAAAAGACCUAACCCCUGGGCCUCCCUCCACAGCGAUGUCGGAGCUCAGCGAUGAAGCUAGUGAGCCGGAACUCCUGACCCGCAGCUUGUCCAUGUGGCAUGGGCUGGGUGCGCAGGUCAGCCGGGAGGAGUUAUCCGUCCCCUUGGAUCUCCACACAGCUGCUUCCAUUGGCCAGUAUGAAGUGGUGAAGGAAUGUGUGCAGCGGAGAGAGUUAGAUUUGAAUAAGAAGAAUGGUGGUGGCUGGACCCCGCUGAUGUAUGCCUCCUACAUUGGACAUGAUACCAUCGUGCACCUGCUGCUCGAGGCGGGGGUGAGUGUGAAUGUGCCGACUCCAGAAGGGCAGACUCCUUUGAUGUUGGCUUCCAGCUGUGGCAACGAGAGCAUCGCCUACUUUCUCCUCCAGCAAGGUGCUGAGCUAGAAAUGAAGGACAUUCAAGGCUGGACAGCCCUCUUCCACUGCACCAGCGCUGGGCAUCAGCAGAUGGUCAAGUUCCUUUUGGACAGCGGAGCGAAUGCCAACGUGAGGGAGCCGAUAUAUGGAUUCACUCCUUUGAUGGAAGCAGCUGCCGCUGGCCACGAAAUAAUCGUUCAGUAUUUUCUGAAUCAUGGAGUCAAAAUGGACACGAGAGACAACAGUGGGGCCACGGCCCGAAUGCUGGCCAAGCAGUAUGGACACAUGAAGAUAGUAGGAUUGAUAGAUGCUCACUCGCCUUCUCUGCCCAAGAGCCUUUAUCGGAACCAAGAAAAAUAUGAAGAUCUCAGCUCUUCGGAUGAAUCCUGUCCCGCUCCUCAGAGACAAAGGCCUGGUCGAAAGAAGGGCCUCAGCAUCCAUGACGGGCCUCGGGCCUUGGCCAGGAUCACAGCCAUUGGACUUGGAGGCAAGACUCAGCAGCCCUGCUAUGAGCAGGUGCCUCCACGGGGCUAUGUCACCUUCAACAGCAGUGAUGAGAACCCGCUGGAAGGUGGGGGCCUCUGCUACAGGGAUGUCACCUCCCCCAUCAAUGACCGGGACGUGGAGAGCAGCAGCAGCAGCAGCCGGGAAGAGCAGGCCUUCUGUGCCCACCUCGGGGCUGUGCAAAGCAGCAGCAGCAGCGAGGGCCUAGCGAGAGCCCGGGGAGUCAGCAGCGAGGCCUCUCUGGAGAGCAACGAGGAUUCGGAUCAUACACGUAAAAGUUCGGUUCGAAAACAAACUAAAAGUUAUAUGAAGACCAAGAAUCGUUACAGCAACAGUGACAACCAGUGGCCUCCCAGCACCGGAACUUCUGGGGCAGCCUGUUCCCCAGGAUCUAUCCCCCAGUCUGAGAGGUCCGCCUAUUCAGGACCCCAGGAUCUCGCCACGCUGCUGGAGCAGAUCGGGUGUCUAAAGUACCUGCAGCUGUUUGAGGAGCAGGACGUGGACCUCCGCAUCUUCCUGACCCUCACCGAGAGCGACCUGAAGGAAAUCGGCAUCACGUUGUUUGGGCCCAAGAGGAAGAUGACCUCUGCCAUUGCCCGUUGGCAUAGCAGUGCCCGCCCCCCCAGUGACGCCCUGGAGCUGGCGUAUGCUGACCGGCUGGAAGCUGAGAUGCAGGAGCUCGCCAUCCAGCUGCACAAACGCUGUGAGGAGGUGGAGGCCAUGCGGGGCCAGGUGUCCCAGGAGCAGGAGCUGCGGGCUGUGGUGGAGAGCUGCCUCCUGGAGCAGGAUGGUGCCCGCAAGGAUGUGCUUGCCCAGCUGCAGGAGACCUGGGCCCUGGCCCGAGACGCUGCUCUCGUCCUGGAGCAGCUGCGAGCCUGUCAGGCCGAGCUGUCAGCCCGAGUGAAGCGGGACGAGUCCCCUCCUGGGGCCACCCUGGGCCCAGCCUUCCCCACAGCUGACUCCAAAGGCUGCCAGGCCUCCCUGCAGGCCCUGAGCCUCCCCGAGCUAUCAGGAGCGCUGGAGGACCGAGUCCAUGAGAUGGGGCGAGUACUAUGCUCAGUGACCCAGGGCCUGGAGAAGCUGCAGGUGCUGAAUGGAAAAGAGAACUGGCGGGAGCCUUAGCCGGAGGGACGGUGAGUGUCAGCCAGCUCGGGACCCAGGCCAGGCCAGCAGGGUCUGCUGGGAGCUGAGUGAGCACCCACCUCAGUCCUCUUGCCCUUCUCAGAAUCUGACGUCGGGUGACUGAUCCACCCUGAAGCUGUGUGCCCGGAAAACGAGGGCAGUGAGCGGGCAGUUGCAGCAGCCGAGGCCUCAGGUGGGGCCAGAGGAUCGGCCCCCGGGAGCAGCUGGCAGAGAGGCAGGACCGGGCUGUGGCCGGUGCCAAGCAGGGAGGACCCCAUGGAGGCAGGACGAGGGCUUCUCGCCCAGAACCUGGCAGCAAGGCCCAGAGCAGGCAGGGCCUUGGGGAGAGGGCAUGUCCCCACGCACAGCAGGCGCCACACUCAGGCUUGCCCUGAUGGGUGAGGACUGGGGCGCCUGGGCAGCAUGGUAUUUGCUGGAAAAUAAAAUUGAAGAUCAUC